Messenger RNA from Diprion similis, 641 nucleotides. Its product is annotated as hemolymph lipopolysaccharide-binding protein-like. The coding region runs from base 52 to 603 and encodes 183 amino acids. The transcript has 3 exons. NCBI's taxonomy places the organism in Eukaryota, Metazoa, Arthropoda, Insecta, Hymenoptera, Diprionidae. The record is from RefSeq and is a predicted model, not a curated record. Gene Ontology annotation, molecular function: signaling receptor activity.
GCUACGCGUAGCUAGUUUUAAUCCGAGGAGAGUAACCGUCUCGUUUCGAAAAUGUCCAUCGCGCUAAGAAUGCUGUUUUUGCAGCUAGUCUGCAUGUUGGUUGUUUCGGUGACGUCGAAUGGUUAUCAGGUACCGUAUAACACCGCGUCGGUCACAACGACCAUCAGUUUACCGGCGGGCUACGUUUACUAUCCGACCGUAAAUGCAGCCUACAAAAUACAUCAGGAUAAGCUCAGUUGGAGUAACGCAAAGGAUGCUUGCGCUUCCGAGGGAGGCCGCCUCGCCGUGAUUGACACUCUUGAGAAAGUUGAAUUCAUAAAUAGGAUCAGGAAUCCGAGUACGAAUGUUUGGGUCGGUAUUGAGAAAAAGAAUGACAACUGGGUUACUGCUGACACACAGGCACGUUUGUUCUAUCUACCGUGGGGAACGAAUCAGCCUUAUGGUAUCGGGGACUGUGCUGCUGUAAAGAAAAGUGGUACAGGACUAAAGAGCAGGAUGUGUUUCUGGUCGGAACCCUACGUCUGCGAAAUUCGUACAGCAACGGUAGUGCCACAGAAUGGCUAUUACCAGCAACCAACAAAGAACGGACAUUACAUUCCAUAGGUAUCGGUUGACGAGAUAUUUCUAGGCCUGGCUAAAGA